Prosopis cineraria is the source of this 1045-nucleotide messenger RNA. RefSeq lists its product as uncharacterized. NCBI's taxonomy places the organism in Eukaryota, Viridiplantae, Streptophyta, Magnoliopsida, Fabales, Fabaceae. The transcript has 4 exons. The coding region runs from base 1 to 321 and encodes 106 amino acids. The record is from RefSeq and is a predicted model, not a curated record.
AUGAAGGAUGACACAAAAGGGAGGCGAGAAGACCUUGAAAUCCAUUUUCCGCAAUAUUUAAGCCUCUUAAACCACUGUACGUUCUCACGUAGAACAAUUGUUGUGUUCACACUGCAAUACUGCAUACGGGAAUGCUUGGUUUUUUAUACUCAACACUCGUCUCUUCCCCAGGCGCCGAAUGAACCUAAAAGGUUUGCCUUCUAUCGGCCUCCCUUGGCGAUUUCUUUGUCUUCUGGGGUCUCCCAAGGGCAGCCACCAAAGUUUUCUGGAUCAAUGAUCGUGGAUUCUUUUCUGUUUUCAAGUUACUCCGUGCUACAAUAGUGGAUGAUGAGCUAUGUAGUCUGUUCUUUUUGACGUUGUCAGGGGCAUCGCAUGAUGCUUCUUGUCGAGUAUCGAUCUGUAUCUGAUAGAUCGUCUGCUGCCUGUGUUAGCAGGCACACUGUUGUCCCUUUCUUUCUUAUGUUUUACAGUCACAUAUUUUCUUCAUGCCUCUUAUAUUUUUCUGUUGUUUCCCUAACUUUGUUCUUUUUAACUUGUAGAUGGGUUGUGAUGAAUUGUUUUAAUGCUACAAAGUGUUGUUCGAUGUGGAUUACUUAAAGAAGACUUAUAAAUGGUGGAUCCAGCAGAGCCUUCUUCAUACACGGGAGCUUCAAUUUCCUGUGAUUUCAGUUGGUUGUUAUUUCAGAUUAUUUUCCUCCAAGACUUUGGCUUCGUUUCGAUGCCUUUUAUGUUUUUCAUCCAGAAUAGUACUCAACAUCUCCCGUUAAUUGUUGAUGAUAGUGUUUUCUCCCCAUUCAUCAUUUCCCCGUAUUUUAUGUCUGCUUCGAUGUUUUUCACAUUCCAAUUUUUCCGAACUAAAUCGUUUCCUUUUCGGAUUGCAUUUUUGUAUCCUUUCAGUCCACCGCUUCUUACGUUUUAGUCAAUUUUGUACUUUGUAUCUUCCUUUCAAGGAGAGAUCUAUCAGUGUUGUAAUAUUUGGGGACUCUAUUGCUGAUACAUACAACUUGUACCGUUCGGACACAUGAAGCCUCCUUUCGUUGUUGUC